ACUCCACGCCUUAAACAUGCAUGUACAUAUACUAGUACUACCCGCAAGCCCCACCACCAGUGUCUCAAUUCUCAUCCACCCCACACGAAAUUUCGCAUUUUUGUGCGUGUGUGUCUCUCAAAGUUCUUUCUUUCACAGUGUUUUGUAGCUGAUAAAGAUAGAGAAGAGGAACACUUGCAGAGAACUGAAAAGGGAAAGAAAAAAAAAAAGAGAAAAGCUUUUGAGUUGAGUAGUAUAUAAAAGAAUUAUGGGUUCAAAAGUAGGGAAUAACAAUUAUGAUUACUCUUUCAAGGUACUGUUGAUUGGUGAUUCUGGUGUUGGCAAAAGCAGCCUUCUUCUCAGUUUCAUUUCCAACUUUGUUCAUGACCUCUCUCCUACCAUUGGUGUGGAUUUUAAGAUCAAGCUGCUCACAAUUGGUGGGAAAAGAUUGAAGCUUACAAUUUGGGACACUGCUGGACAGGAAAGGUUUGGGACAUUAACAAGCUCCUACUACAGAGGUGCUCAUGGAAUUAUUCUUGUGUAUGAUGUGACACGGCGUGAAACCUUUACAAACUUGUCAGAUGUAUGGGCAAAGGAAGUACAGCUCUACUCCACUAAUCAGGAGUGUAUCAAGAUUCUACUGGGGAAUAAAGUUGAUAGGGAGAAUGAGAGGGCAGUAACAAGGGAAGAGGGGUUGGCUCUUGCACAGGAACAUAAAUGUUACUUCCUUGAAUGUAGUGCGAAAAAUAGAGAGAAUGUUCGGCAAUGCUUCGAAGAUCUCACACUAAAGUUACAGAUACUUGAGGUUCCAAGUUUAUUAGAAAAUGGAUCCUCAGUUGUGAAGAAACAAAUACAGAAGCAGGUGUACUCAAAAACUCAUAGUGGUGGUUGCUGCUCUUGAUCUAAAUGUUGCAUGCCAAGGUUCAACACCAAAAACUACAACUUGCUGCAACAAAACAGAAGACCUCAAGAAGUGGUAGAAUUGGCAUGCAGUUGAACCACAUCAUCUUAAGACAAUUUCACAAUCGGUUGGAAUGUAUGAUUAAACACUCGUCAGCAAACUUUGCAAGCCAUUUUCUCACUUCUAUAGUCAUGGGAAUUUCUGGGGUCUUGUAACAUCUUGUGGUUCAUGUAAAUAUGUAUCGUUGUUGAAUUUACUUGAUGCUGUUAGCCUGUUAGGUUUAGCUUGACAUUGAGUGAAUCAGAAACAUGUAAAAAGAAUAUAUGGAUCGUGAAGUGAAUAAUGGUUCUGUAUUCAAAACGGUUUCUAGUAUAUAAUAUGUUCAUGUAA
Messenger RNA from Quercus robur (English oak), 1270 nucleotides. RefSeq names its product ras-related protein RABC2a-like. The transcript is spliced from 6 exons. Bases 248 to 880 code for a protein of 210 amino acids. The record is from RefSeq and is a predicted model, not a curated record. Gene Ontology annotation, molecular function: GTP binding; GTPase activity. NCBI's taxonomy places the organism in Eukaryota, Viridiplantae, Streptophyta, Magnoliopsida, Fagales, Fagaceae.